This is a messenger RNA of Sitophilus oryzae (rice weevil), 3565 nucleotides long. RefSeq names its product huntingtin-interacting protein 1-like. The record is from RefSeq and is a predicted model, not a curated record. Lineage: Eukaryota; Metazoa; Arthropoda; Insecta; Coleoptera; Curculionidae. Gene Ontology annotation, cellular component: actin cortical patch; clathrin-coated vesicle. The coding region runs from base 348 to 3143 and encodes 931 amino acids. The transcript has 19 exons. Gene Ontology annotation, biological process: endocytosis; clathrin coat assembly; actin filament organization. Gene Ontology annotation, molecular function: clathrin light chain binding; actin filament binding; phosphatidylinositol-3,5-bisphosphate binding.
AUCAGUAAAUGUCAUUGUUGAUGUUUGGUGUGGGUGUUGUAGUUUUGUUCCUCCGCUAAAAAAACUGGUUUUUAAAAGCUAUUAUUUACUGUGAAAUAUGAUUUAAUUGUAUAAACAAGGAAAUGGCAUCUAUUUCUCUACCCCGUGUGCUGCAUCCGAGGAAAACCAGUUUGGAAAUCGAGAGGGAAAACUUCGAAAAGGCACAGUUUCAGAUAUGCAUGUAAUCAUACAUAAUAUAAUGUGAAGCUUGUUCUCUGCAUAUUUAAACUUACAAACUAAUCUUGCAUGCCUAAAUAUAUAUAUUUAUUUCCAUUUUUUUGUGCGAAUGAAGCAGUAAUGCUGUAAAAAUGGCUAGAGAGUAUACUGGAAAAGACUAUGAUAAAUACUCCCAGGCGCUACAGAAAGCUAUAAACGGUCAAGAAUGUCCGGUCAAGCAGAAGCAUGUCCGUUCGGCCAUCAUAGGCACGUUCCAAACUCAGAGCGCCAAGAUUUUUUGGGCCUACGCUCUGAGACUACCGUCCCUUGAUGAUCGCAUCGUAGCAUGGAAACUGUGUCACGUAGUUCAUAAAAUUCUUAGAGAGGGGCAUCCAUUAUGUUUGGUGGACAGCCAGAGACAUAGAAAGGAAUUGGAUGAGAUUGGCAAACUAUGGGGACACUUAAGGGAAGGUUAUGGCAAAAUGAUCAAACUCUACACAGCUCUGUUAAUCAACAAAUUAGAAUUUCACAGGCGAAAUCCUCGAUUUCCUGGACAUUUGGGUGUCACUCCAGACGAACUGGAAAGCAUUGGAGGAAAUGACGUUAAUAAUAUAUUUGACAUGACGAUCGAAAUGUUCGACUAUUUAGAUCAUAUUUUAGCUCUACAAGAAGCAGUUUUUGGGUCAUUAAAUAUGGCCAGAUCCAAUUCCAUGACCAGUGCGGGCCAGUGUAGACUAGCACCGUUAAUUCCCUGUAUUCAAGAUGCCUCUAAACUCUACGACUACUCGGUAAAAUUAUUGUUCAGGCUGCAUUCAACUCUGCCCGCAGACAUAUUGGCUGGUCACAGAGAAAGGUUCCUAAAACAGUUUAGAGCUUUGAAAAAGUUUUACGAGAGUACCAGUAAUUUGCAGUACUUCAAAGACUUGAUUGCGAUUCCACCAUUGCCAGAGAAACCACCCAAUUUCCUUAUAAUGGGUGAUCUUCGGGAUUACGUAACUCAAGAGGUGGUCGUUCCGCAAGAACCCGAACACGAGGAAGAACCAAUUCAGGAAGAAACACUGAUCGACACUACCGACGAUUCUGCGCAGGACAGUAACAAAGUCAGUUUCGUGGUGCAUCAGGAAAUUCUGGAGCAGAGGGAGUUUCUAAAGAUGCAGUGUGAAAAAUUAAGAGGAGAAAUAAAUGCACUUAUGUCUAAAAAUCAGAAGGAUAUUACACUUUUAAAAGAUAAAAUCUCAUCGUUGGAACAUGACUUAGCUUUAAAAGAGAGUGAACUGGAACAUGAGAAACAUAUAAAAGAGGAUCUUCUGAACCAGAGUUUUGCAGUGGCCCAAAGUCAGGACUCUGAGCAAAAACAAUUUCACGAGAAAUUUGACAAACUUAAGGCCAUUUACGUUAAACUACGAGAUGAGCAUGUAGCUGAAUUAAGGAAGAAAGCAGAGGUCGAGAAGAAGCUGAGUAUCGCAUUGAGAACUGUCGAAAAAAUGACAGAACUUGAGGCGGAAAAAGACAAACUAGAAAUGUCCGAGAAACAAAAAUCUGACGAAUUGGCAUCUUUGAUUAAAGAUAAGGAGUUAUUUAAUAUGGAGACAGAGAUCUUGAAAAAAAGCGUCGCUGAUGCUUGCAAAGAAAAAGAUUCGAUCGAGAGGGAGCUACAAAGUGUUUUAGAAGAAAAGGAAGAGUUAAGGAAGAAAUCUGAAGAGUUGUCUUAUAAAUUGUUGGAAUUAGAACGACAGAUAGAUAAUGAACAAAAAAAACUUCAGGCAUCGUUAGAAAGUAUAGUAAGAAAGUCGAUAGAGAACAAUGAGGAAACUCUAAGUAACGCUAUACAUGAAGUGGAUAAUCCUGCUAUUACCGCUUUAACAUGUAGUCCUGAUUAUUUAAGAAGUCUUACCAAAGGAUGCCAGGACGUACUUCAGGAGAGUUUAACUUUAAUUUUUACAGAUUACGAAUCUGUAAUAACUUUGACAAAUAAAAUAGCUCAUCGACAUUCCGUUUAUAUUCUAAACGGUAGAGCUACAGGAAAUACAAGUCCGGACAUUGCAUUUGGAGAAAAGAUGGCCGAUUCUUGCAAAAUUCUUGGAGAGGUUGUACUGAGAUUACUUCAAAGUAUUAAAGAAAAUCAAAGCACUGAAGUGAUUGUAAAAGAAGCGGUGGAAAAACUUGAAGAAAUUGUAGUUUUGGGAGAAAAUAUUAAUAUGUCACUUCUGGGAGAAAAGGCUGAAAACUUAGUUGAUAUGCUGGAAAGUGAAAUGGCAUCAAUGGACAAAGCAAUUGAAGAAGCUGCUAAUAAAAUACAGGAAAUGCUUACCAAUUCCCGAGCUGCGGAUUCGGGAAUAAAACUAGAAGUAAAUGAGAAGAUUUUGGAUACCUGUACAAGUCUUAUGCAGGCCAUAAGAUUACUGGUAAAAAAAUCACGAGUUCUUCAAGCAGAAAUUGUUUCACAGGGUCGAGGCACUGCGAGCGACAAAGAUUUCUAUAAACGUAACCAUCAGUGGACUGAUGGUUUUAUAUCUGCAGCCAAGGCUGUAGCAGUAGCUGCGAAGUUUUUGCUAACUGCUGCUGAUAAAGUAGUUACAUCCAACGGUAAAUUAGAACAGUUAGUUGUCGCAGCACAAGAAAUAGGAGCUUCCACAGCCCAGCUGGUUGUAGCCAGCAGAGUUAAGGCAGACAGAAAUAGCGAGAAUCUAAAACAACUCACUCAAGCCUCGAAAGGAGUGACUACAGCCACCGGUACUGUAGUAGCUACGGUGAAAGAUUGCAGCCAACUGAUUGAAGAAAGAGAAGAGCUUGACGUCUCAAAUUUGAGCCUGCACCAAGCCAAAAGGAUGGAAAUGGAGGUGCAAGUGCGGGUGUUGGAACUUGAGAAAGAAUUGGAACAAGAAAGGUAUAAGUUGUCCAAGUUACGGAAGCACCAUUAUCAACUUAGUGGGGAGAGUGACACUUGACCUGAGCCCGUCUUGUAUUACAACAAGAAACAUUGCUUUGUAUGUCUCUAAAAACAAAUUAACUAUAUAAUUGAAGUGACAGCACAGUAUUUGUCUUCAAGAUUUAAAAAUCAGCUUUAAUAUGCUCCAUUUUAUGUAUUAGUUGCCACAUUUUUUAUACCUGGUUAUUUAUUUAUUUAAAGUAGGUAGAAUUAAAAAAAAGCUCCAAAGAAAUUUGUAUUCUUGAAAUAUACAUACCCAAAUACCGUUUUUGUCUUAAAAUAAAAUAGAGAACAUUGUAAAAGACCUGUUACUCGUUAUAAUGUUUGUUAGACAAUGUUAUCUGUUAUUUUACAUUAACUAUUACCAUUUAGUAUAGAUAUUUUAUACAUGUCUGUAACAUUUAUUGAAAUAUAAUGUUAAUAAAAUUUAAAGGAACUAAA